UUCUACAAAGAUCUCUUCAGACCCUAGUUGGUGAACCUUAACUCUGUCUAGUCUUCCUCUGUUCUGUCUUUUAAAAUCUCUCUAUUGAGUUAGACAUAGUCACAUAGCUAUGGUUAAGUAUCUGUCUCUGAGUUCGGCUAGAAGAAGAAACGACUUCGUGGCAGCGCCAGAGAUUUCUUUUGAUCUCAUGAUUGAAAUCCUGAGUAGAUUGCCUGUUAAAUCGCUUAUGAGGUUCAAGUGUGUCUCAAAGCUCUGGUCUUCUCUGAUCCGUUCUCGAUAUUUUAGCAACCUUUAUCUCAAGGUCGCAUCAUCUCCAUCGCGACUGAUGCGACCACUUGGUGUAUACAUGAGUUUGAAUUUGAGUUUGACUUCGGAUGGACACUACAAUUGUGAUUCGAUGGAGUUUUGCCGCAACACUGAAAAGUUUGAACUGCUAUCCUUAAGGUUAUCUUUGUCGUCUAGUAAUAGUGAUGAAUCAUCGUUAGAACAAGAUUUGACUUUCCCAGGGAUGGGAGGAUACAAUAUGGUAUCUCUUCGCGGUUUGAUUUUAUACACUGUUUGCAGAAAAGCAUGUAUCUAUAAUCCCUCCACUAGACAAAGCUUAACCUUACCCGCAGUCAAAUCCAACAUUUUUGCUCAGCAAGAACGUAAUAAGCAUGUCUUCUACUUUUUCGGACAUGAUCAUGUUCAUGAUCAAUACAAAAUAGUCUGCAAUGUUGUGGUAAUCUCGCGAGAUUACAAGAAGAUAAUAACCAACGAGUUUUGGGUCUUUGUACUGGAACCCAGAGGUUUUUGGAAAAGAAUCGAGUAUGAUGAUCAACCUCACCUUCCAACAAAACAAGGACUCUGCAUCAACGGAGUUAUAUAUUAUCUGGCUUCCAAUCCUACAUGUCAUGUUUACUGUUUUGACGUUAGGUCCGAAGAGUUCCGUGUGAUCCAAGCACCCCAUUUAGAGUAUCAGCAUUGUAAGUCCUUGGGUUUCAUAGAGCACGGUGGAAAACCAGCAAUCUUUGAUUGUACACGUAUUAGAGAAACGGGUGUGUUCGAGUUGUGGAUCUUGGAGGUGGAUGGUGGAACAUGGUGGAGGAAGUCUCUGGUUUUGAAGCUUUGUCAGAUGCAUUUAGUGUAUGAUAUUAACCGUAAGAAGUUGAUUGUGCAUGGUACGGAUCAGAACAAUGAGGUUAUCUUGGCGUUGACUCGUCCUUGUUAUAUUCUCUAUUAUGAUCUGAUAAAGAAUGAUUUGAGAAAGGUUAAUAUCAUCAGAGCAACAAGGCCGUAUGAGCGGCAAGACGUGUGUUUCAAGGUUAUGGAUAAAUGUGAAAACAUCAUGCAGUUGGAAACUUGA
Raphanus sativus (radish) is the source of this 1345-nucleotide messenger RNA. RefSeq names its product putative F-box protein At5g62660. The coding region runs from base 110 to 1345 and encodes 411 amino acids. The record is from RefSeq and is a predicted model, not a curated record. Lineage: Eukaryota; Viridiplantae; Streptophyta; Magnoliopsida; Brassicales; Brassicaceae. Gene Ontology annotation, molecular function: protein binding. The transcript has a single exon.